This is a messenger RNA of Mustela erminea (ermine), 6389 nucleotides long. It is a transcript of the gene ABI3BP, whose product is annotated as ABI family member 3 binding protein. Gene Ontology annotation, molecular function: protein binding. The transcript has 64 exons. Gene Ontology annotation, biological process: extracellular matrix organization; positive regulation of cell-substrate adhesion. The record is from RefSeq and is a predicted model, not a curated record. Bases 127 to 5289 code for a protein of 1720 amino acids. Lineage: Eukaryota; Metazoa; Chordata; Mammalia; Carnivora; Mustelidae.
UAAGCCCACAGCAGAGCUAAGUGCAGCCGCCUGCCUCUGUCACUGGGAGACAGUCCACUUAAAUGCGGCUCCAGGGUUGCGGGACACCCACCAGCAUCACUCCCCGUGUGAGGUGGCAAAUGCAACAUGCUGUCCAGCUUGGGGUGUCUGCUUUUCUGUGGAAGUAUUGCACUAGCCCUGGGAAAUGCACAGAAAUUGCCAAAAGGUAAAAGGCCAAGCCUGAAAGUCCACAUCAAUACCACGAGCGACUCCAUCCUCUUGAAGUUCCUACGUCCAAAUCCAAAUGUAAAAUUAGAAGGUUUUCUCUUGGGAUAUGGCAGCAACUUGUCACCAAACCAGUACUUCCCUCUUCCAGCAGAAGGGAAAUUCACAGAGGCUGUGGUCGAUGCGGAGCCUAAAUAUCUGAUCGUUGUGCGGCCUGCUCCCCCUCCGAGUCAGAAGAAGUCCUGCUCAGGUAAAUCACGCUCUCGCAAACCUCUCCAGCUGGUGGUUGGCACUCUGACACCAAGCUCCGUAUUCCUGUCCUGGGGUUUCCUCAUUAACCCACACCAUGACUGGACGUUGCCAAGUCACUGUCCCAAUGACAGAUACUAUACAAUUCGCUAUAGAGAAAAAGAUAAGGAAAAAAAAUGGGUUUUCCAACUCUGUCCCGCCACCGAAACAAUCGUGGAAAAUCUAAAACCCAACACAGUUUAUGAAUUCGGAGUGAAAGACAAUGGAGAAGGUGGAAUUUGGAGUAAGAUUUUCAAUCACAAGACUGUUGUUGGCAGUAAAAAAGUAAAUGGGAAGAUCCAAAGCACCUAUGACCAAGUCCACACAGUGCCAGCAUAUGUCCCAAGGAAGCUAAUUCCAAUAACAGUCAUCAAACAAGUGAUUCAGAAUGUUACUCACAGGGCUUCAACUAAAUCCCCAGAUAAGACUUCCUUUGGAGGAACAAUAUUGGUCCAUCUUAUUAUUCCAGGCCUUAAUGAAACCACUGUUAAACUUCCUACAUCCAUAAUGCUUGAGAUUUCCGAUGCAAUCAAGACACAGUUAGCUAAGAAUGAAACGUUGGCAUUACCUGCUGAAUCUAAAACACCAGAUGUAGAAAAAAUCCCAGCACGGGCCAUAACAGUGACACCUGAGUCAAUGCCAAGGACCACAAAACCCACUGUGUCUAGUGCACUAGACUUUUCAGAGAAAACACUAGUUCUCAGCGAAAGGACGCCGGAAAUCCUGCAAACUAUUCUAAUACCUAGGUUUGAAUUGCCCCUGAGCACUCUAGCUCCGAAAAGGCUUCCAGAAUUUCCUCAGGCAAACACACCCUUCCCCUUUGAGAAGCCUGAGGGCACUCUGGCUUCAAGUGGAAAGCCAUGGAUUGUGCCUACAAGUAAAACAUCAGAAGAUUCCAAACUUCUCUCACCUCAAACUGCCACUUAUGAUGUUUUCUCAAGCUCUGCGACAUCAGAUGAGCCUGAAAUGUCAGAACCCCACACAGCAACAAGCGAUCCAUUUCUGGAUUCUGUCCCACCUAAAACUUCUAGAACUCUUGAACAGCCAAGGGCAACACUGGCUCCAAGUGAAACACCAUUUGUUCCUCAAAAAUUGGAAAUCUUUACAAGUCCUGAAAUGCCACCUACAACACCUGCUGCCCAGCAAACUACGUCUAUCCCUUCUACACCUAAACGACGCGUCAGGCCCAAAACACCAAGAACCAAACCUGAAAGAACCACAAGUCCUGGAACAGUUACACCUAAAAUUCCUAAAAUCCCUGAAUCUACACAGACAACACUGGCUCCCAGUAAAACACCAUUUAUUUCUUUGAAACCUAAAAUUCCUCUCACCCCAGAAGGGACACCCACCAAACCUGCUCCACCAAAGACCAAACGACCAGGUCGUCGCCCCCGUCCUAAAACCACACCUAGUCCAGAUGUGCCCAAGUCCAAACCUGUUCUGGAACCUGCUACAGUACCCCCGGAGCCUUUGGUGCCCACAAUCGCAUCAAAACCAUCCAAAAGACCUAAAACCACACGUAGACCAGAUGCGCUUCAAAUCCAGCCUGAUUCAAAACCACCAAAGCAAUUACUUCCUAAAUCCCAAACCCCAGCACAACCAGAUAUGCCACCAACUAAACCCGUCUUUGAGCCUGUUACAUUGGAGACCGAAGCUCCCUCCCCAACCAUAGUUCCUGCCACAGACCUUGAACCUGUAACUCUGAGAAUUGAGACUCCCAUGACAACGUUGGCUCCAAAAACUUCACAACGACCAAGGACACGUCGUCCACGUCCCAAACAUAAAUCCACACCGAGCCCAGCUACAUCUCAGAGCAAACUAGACUCUGAACCCAUUACUCCUGGGACAUAUUUAGCUACAACAACAAAGAGACCUCGUCGUCCACGCCCCAAAGCUAAAACCACACCCCAUCCAGAAGUACCUCAGCCCAAACUGGUUCCUACCACAAUCUUUGAACCAGUUAUACUUAGAACCGAGGCUCCAGUGACCACACUAGCUCCCAAAGUGUCUCAGCAAACUCAUCAUCCACCUCCCAAACCUGAAACCACAGGGAGUCCUGACGCCCUUCAGACUGAACUGGUUCCUGCUACAGUCCUUGAAGCAGUCACUCCUAUGAAAGAGGCUCCAGGGACUGCAUUUGUUCCUGUGACAGACCUUGAACCUGUUACUCUUAGAACGGAGACACCUGGGACAACAUUAGCUACUAAAACAACACAAAGACCCCGUAGUCCAUGCCCCAGACCCAAAACAACACCAAGCCCUCAAGUACCUCAGACUGAAUCUGAUAAAUUUCCUGCUACAGUUCUUGAACCUGUCACUCUUAGACCCGAGACCCCAGGAACAACAUUAGCCUCCAAAACAUCACAACAGACACAUCGUCCACGUCCCAGACCAAAAACCCCACCAACUCUUGAAGCAUCUGAGUCCAAACCAGUUCCUACUGCAGACCUUGAACCGGUUGUGUUGAGAACUGAAACAUGGGUAACAACACAAGCUCCUAAAACAUCAAAACGGACCCGUCGUCCACGUCCCAAACAUAAAACUACACCAACUUCUGAAGCACCUAAAAAAAAACUGGCUCCUACUACAGAUCUUGAACCUGGCCCUCUUAGAACUAAAGCUCCAGAAAUCGUGGUUCCUCCUACAGCCCUUGAACCCAUCACUCUUAGGACAAAGGCUCCAGAAACUACAUUAGCUCCUAAACCAGCACAACGAACCCGUCGUCCACGUCCCAGGCCUAAAACCACAUCAAGCCCUGAGGCAACUCAGACCAAACAGGCUCCCACUGAACUGCAAACUCUUAUUUUGAAACCAGUGACAUCACCAAGCCUAGAAAUGACACAGAGCCAACCUGUUUCUGAAGUCCUGGAAUCGAUUACAUUAAGCACUGAGUCAUCAAAGGAAGCUCUAGCACCAACUGUAACAGAUUAUCUGUAUCCCUCUGCCAAAGCACCACUCAGUCCAGAGGAACCAAAGACUGGAGUUGUGGAAUCUAUUACAAAUGUGUCUGAACCACCUGAGACCACACUAGCUCCCAAGCAAGCACCGCGUGCUCCUCCCAAACCAAAAACAUCUCCACAUCCAAGAAUCCCACAAACCCACCCAGCUCACGAGGUGUCCCAGCCUAUUACUUCAAAGCCAAAAGCAUCACCAAGUCCAGAAGUAUCAUAUACUCUGCCUGUUCCAAGAGAUGUGCUCCUUCCCCCUAAACCAGACCCUGAAGUCUCUCAGAGCGAACCUGUUCUGCAACCCGUUACCUUUAGACUUGAUCUACCAGAGACAACAAUAGCUCCUUUAGAGACACGAGGCAGCCCUUUUAUACCCAUGAUUUCACCAAGUACUGGUGAAGAGGAACUGCAAACCACUCUGGAAGAGACCGACCAAUCCACUCAGAAAUUCUUCACAACUAAGAUUCCACUAACAACUGAAUUGGUGACAACUCAGGCACCACACAGAUUGUAUACUACUCCUGUGAGGCCCAGAAUACCGGACAAAGCACACAUCAGACCCGUUCUGAAUAAGACAACUACAAGACCUAGUAGACUCAAACCCAGUAAGACACCCAAAGGGAAUGGAAUGGGAACAGGGGUCAAGCAAGCCCCAAAGCCAUCAGGUGCUGGUAAAAAUGUGUCCAUGGACUCUACGCACUCCACCAAAAAACCAGCCGCAGUCCCAGGCACUCGCCGCCCACACUUGCCACCUAGAUCUGUGCCCCCACGAAGAAAACCUUUACCACCAAAUAAUGUCACUGGCAAGCCAGGAAGUGCAGGAAUCAUUUUAUCGGGCCGAGUAACAUCUCCACCCUUGAGGGCCACACUCGGCCCUACGGAAGCCCCUUCAGAGAGAACAGAGACAGAUGAAAAGCAACCAACAGCUCCUGCAUCAGGAGAAGAUCUUGUUAAUAUAACUGACUUUAGCUCAAGUCCAACAAGAGAAACUGAUCCUCUUGGGAAGCCCAGAUUCAAAGGUCCUCAUGUGCGAUACAUCCAAAAACCUGAAAACAGGCCCUGCUCCAUCACUGAUUCUGUCAAACGGUUCCCCAAAGAGGAUGCUACUGAAGGGAAUGCCACCAGCCCACCGCAGAACCCACCUACCAACCUCACUGUGGUCACUGUGGAAGGGUGUCCCUCAUUUGUCAUCCUGGACUGGGAUAAGCCACUAAAUGAUACCGUCACUGAAUAUGAAGUUAUAUCCAGAGAAAAUGGGUCAUUCAGUGGGAAGAACGAGUCUGUUCAAAUUACAAAUCAAACCUUCUCCACGGUAGAAAAUCUAAAACCAGAUACAAGCUAUGAAUUCCAGGUGAAACCCAAAAACCCACUUGGAGAAGGCCCCCCCAGCAACACGGUGGCAUUCAGCACUGAAUCAGCGGACCCAAGAGUGAGCGAGCCAGUUUCUGCAGGAAGAGAUGCCAUCUGGACUGAAAGACCCUUUAACUCAGACUCUUACUCAGAAUGUAAGGGCAAACAGUAUGUCAAACGGACGUGGUAUAAGAAGUUUGUAGGGGUGCAGCUGUGCAACUCUCUCCGCUACAAGAUUUAUCUGAGUGACUCCCUCACAGGAAAAUUUUAUAACAUAGGCGAUCAGAGAGGCCAUGGAGAAGACCACUGCCAGUUUGUGGACUCGUUUUUAGAUGGACGCACAGGACAGCAACUCAGUUCUGACCAGUUACCCACCAAAGAAGGCUAUUUCAGAGCAGUUCGCCAGGAACCUGUCCAAUUUGGAGAAAUAGGUGGUCACACCCAAAUCAAUUAUGUCCAGUGGUAUGAAUGUGGGACCACAAUUCCUGGAAAAUGGUAGAUGCUACAAUCAGAAUCAAAAGUGCCUUCUGUUUUAUCAUGGGAAAAAAAUAAUUGGAAACAGUAUUUGUCACAUUCAUUUAAAGCUGUUAUGUUUACUAUGUAUUAAAGUUUAAUAGCAAUAGUAGAUGUUUAUUAGAAAUAUUGCUGAGAAUAUUUAUCAGGUUUUACAAAAUCAUUUUAAGAAAACAAGAUAUUGACAUUAACAGAAUAACAUUUUUAGGGAAGCUGGCUCCCUACUCAUGGUAUUUUAAGAGAUCAUUUGUAUAUUAUUUAUCACUCUGUUGUAAUGAUGUUUUGAGAUACUUUUAUAACAAAUUUAACAUCAAAAACUAAUAUACUUUUUAAAAAAAUAUUUCCUUUUAUUCAAGUGUAUUCUUCUUACUGGUGAGUUAAUGCCAUAAAUCUCAACUUGGUUUAACUUAUUAGAUCAAAUUAUCUUGAGCAUUUGCAUCUGGGGGGAAUAAAGGUCCUAAUAUUCAUGUUUAUUUAAACUUUAAAUUUUUAGCAAUAACUAAAUAGCUUUUCUGAAGCAUUUCAAUAGUUAACCAUUCAUGCCAAUAUACAUUUCUUUAAAUCUGUGCAAAUUACUAAAAAGCCUGCUUGAAUCAUUAUAUUUGAUUUCAGCUGCAAACCGAAGAGAAUACCUGAUCUGUUCAAUUUCAAAAUACACACUUUGUUCUUUCUCUACCCAUAAAUAUGCUACAAUGUCUGAAUGUACUUUGUCAAACUACCCUUUAACCAGGGAUUUGUCUUCAUACUGUUAAUAGAAUUCUAAUGAAGCUAUACGUAGAGACUGAAUGUGAAGUUUGAGCACAAAUACCCCUACAUUUUACAGGUGCUCCUGUUUUUAGACCUCUAGGAAUGAAUGUAUCGGAGAAUGUUUUCGUAAUUUUGUCUAACUCAACCUGUAAUGAAAAUUUAAAAAAAAAAAAAAAGUCCUUCAUUUGGGGAGGGACAUGGGAAUGCUGCAUUGUUGCCCUCUUUCUGAAAGGACCUUUCCUCUGCUUACCCUUCAACAUGCUUCAAGUUUAUCAAUGCUACAUUUUGUAUUUUUCAAGCAAGUAUAAACUCUGCAAUAAAGAGAUGUAGUUUUUUUAA